This is a messenger RNA of Asterias rubens (European starfish), 4270 nucleotides long. RefSeq names its product transcription factor SOX-7-like. Gene Ontology annotation, biological process: anatomical structure morphogenesis; regulation of DNA-templated transcription; cell differentiation. Bases 123 to 1514 code for a protein of 463 amino acids. Gene Ontology annotation, molecular function: RNA polymerase II cis-regulatory region sequence-specific DNA binding; DNA-binding transcription factor activity, RNA polymerase II-specific. The record is from RefSeq and is a predicted model, not a curated record. The transcript has 2 exons. NCBI's taxonomy places the organism in Eukaryota, Metazoa, Echinodermata, Asteroidea, Forcipulatida, Asteriidae.
AAAAAGGGGCACCCCACUUAUUUCAUCAACACAAACUUUUGAGAUCUCAGUGUGGCAACACACAGAUAAGAACAACAGCAUCUUCACUGAAAAUCAGAGUUAUUUUAUAGAAAACUUCCACCAUGAAAACCGUUUCGGAAAUGCUACAGCAGGACUUAAAUCUCUCGAGGAAUAAUUUAAUGAUCCGUGGAGGGGGCUUGAACACCGCGGCUCUCCUGGCGGAACCCGGGACUGCCUCGCUGCUCCACGGCUGCAAGUGGCUGGAGGAGAUGAAGGAGAAGAACACAUGCACAGAGGGUGCUAGUAACGGCAGAGGAGGCAAGCGGGAGACGAGGAUAAGACGGCCCAUGAAUGCCUUCAUGGUGUGGGCCAAGGAUGAGAGAAAGAGGCUCGCUGACCAGAACCCAGAUCUUCACAAUGCUGACCUCAGUAAAAUGCUUGGUAAAUCAUGGCGCAGCCUAACCCUGAUGGAGAAGCGUCCCUUCAUAGACGAAGCGGAGAGACUGAGAGUCAAGCACAUGGCCGAUCAUCCUGACUACAAGUACCGACCCAGACGUCGCAAGGGUCCAAAGAGAACCAUGAAGAGAAACGCCGUCUCCGCUGCAGGCUCCACGCCCACUUCCACCAGUCCAGGCUCCCCGCUCUCAGCUCCAGCUACCCCCAUCUCAAUGGCAGCGAGCUCGCCAGAGCACAUGGGUACAAGCAACCUGCAGACCCCAGACGUCACUCCCCGCACUUCCCCAACCCCCAUGGACAAUGUCAAUGCCGGACCCGAUAUCAAGUUCAAAAUUCAUCCCAUCAACACCAUCGACUUGAGCUACACCGUCUCCAGCUACUCCGAGCCCCUGGCUGCCAUGGGUCUUCCAACUCCCGAAAUGUCCCCUUUGGAGAUGAUGGAGGACAACGUCUUCACCUUCCCCAACCCUGGACUUGAGAGAACGGGAGUGGUCUCCCAGCUGCAGCCGUAUGCCUCCAGUGCUCAGAGUCCUCCAACACCCAUGGUAGAGCCAGAGAGGGGGUGUUACUUCAGCCCAAUCAAGACCGAGCCUGUUGCCCACGGAGAGGAUAACUUGAACAUGUCUGCUAGUGCUACCCUCAGCAGCCUUCGCGCCCUGGUAAAUGCUCCUCCACAGACGUGUAAUAGUAACGCACCAAUGACUGAGCUAAUCUCACAGGCAUUGACGCAGGCUCAGCAACAGCAACUGCAACAGCUGCAGCAGCAGCAACAGCAGGAGCAGCUGCAACAGCAGAUGAACACCAUCUCAAACCACCAGACAAGAACCCAAACGACCGACAGUUUCCCCCAAUCCCAGUACGCCAGCAGCAACGACGACCUGAAUGGAAACGGACUGCCCCAAGAGUACAUGGCAACCCUGACAGGCCUGAUGCAACUCAGUGAUGCAGAGUUACUCUUUGAGCUCAACAGGGAUGACAUGGACAUGUACCUGGAGGCCCCCAUCGUACCAGACACGAGUAACUACAGCUCAGACAUCAUGACGAACUGUCUCAUGUAAAAAGCCAACUCAGUUGAUGGCCUUCUCUAGGACUGACAUUUUUUCGAAAAGUCUUGAAAAGGGGUUUGGUUUAGAAGCUGGUUCUUCAAAACCACUAACUUCUUAGGAACAAUGACUUGAGUGCUCGGUACAUGAGUGACAACAACUCAUUUCUUGUACUAGAUGUGCAUAACAGAUGUAGUAUGGACCCAUACAUCUCGGCUCAGAUGGCGUGUCAUCCAAAAUGGUGAACUCUUUAAAGAGUUCACAAUAAAAGAAGUUGAUGGGUGGGUGUAAAAUGUUUCUCACGUUUUGGUUGGAAAAAAAGUUUACAAAAGUGAGAAAUUGUUGAGCUUUAAGUAUACGCUUCAUCAGUGGGAAUUGCAAAACAUCGACUGAUGUAAAUAUGAUAAACAUGCAUUUUUCCAGUUAUAGCCUAUUAUUGUGUAUUUUAGUUCCACUCGUUGUAAAGUAAUGCAAAACGCAGUAGGUGCAAACGUUUACCAUAGAGUAUAUACAAAACAAUUUAAGUUACAUUUUUGUUUCUCCCUUCUCAUUUUCUGUGUUGUGUCUGUAGGCAAGUGCUUUGGUAGAAUGUGCAAUCUUGGAGGGGUCACGUGCUAUUGACGUCAGUCCAUUUUUAAAAGCAUCUUAGCAUGCGCAUGCGUGAAACAGUUUUCACCAUUUAUGCAAAUCAGCAAACUGGACGCAAUUGCCCGGGGCCCACUUCAAUGGAUUUAUGCUGCAACAACAAAAUGUAGACAUAGACUUUGUGAAAGAAUUAUGAUAAUCUUUUUUUUUUAAAUGAGUUUAAAAUUUCAGGUUAUGCACAUAAUUAUGUUUUGUUCUUAAUGACCAGUUCACGAUUACGUAACAUUAAUUUUUGAUACAAUUUUGUUCAUUAUAUGCAUACAUCAAUACGCCCCACUGCUUAUUUAAUUAUUGGUUUGCCAUUUUUGUUCCUAAAUGCUUCUCGUCGGACUUUAAACUCUGAAAUUUGUUUACGGAGAUGUCAGCAGUAUUACGAUUAAAUAAAUAACUCUUUAUCUGAUUAUUUCAUUUGUGUAGGAGAUAAAUAUUUCGCAAGACUGUUUUAAUCAAACAACAAAAACGGGCAUUAGCAUUGGUUGAUACGGUUUAACAACGGUCUCAAAGACCCCAUUUAUGGUGUUAUUUAAAAGUGAGGUAGAUGGACAUCUUGUCACUGGAAUGUGUGACUGUUAGCGGCCAUUUUGUUUUUCGAUAUUCCACGCAAAAGUGACGUAACGACAGCGAGGCUGGAUGAGGAAAGAGCCCCUUUUUAUAAAAGUGAGUGAUAUUUUGUUGUGGAGGAGAAAGAAUCUAUUUAUUCAAAGUACAGAAUGGAAUAAUAUGACAAAGUUGUAAAAUUGAGGUUAGCAAUACAAAUAGUCGGGCCCUUUUACGCAUAUCAAUGAAUUUUACAUUGUAGAACGAAGAGAACUAUACCAAGAUGGCGACGUCUUUUUAUACAAGUUGCACAUGUAUGAGCCUCGAGUAAAACGGCAUAAGUGUAAAGAGCACUUCAUUUGUAUUGGAGACACUGUCUUGACAUGUCAAGAUUAAAAUUCCACAUCUUCCUACAUCGCCAAGAUUUCUCAUCCGUGUAAAAAGCGUUCAGAGUAGUCCCAGGAGGCCACUUGUACAACUUCAAAGGGAAGCAAUCGGUUUAUACAGCCCAGAAGACAUAGUCAAGUCUCAUUUCUCCUAACAAAAUGACAGACGAUAUAUAGCUUGAAUAUAUCGCUAGGACCAGGGGGCGUUUUAUUUCGACCGUGGCUCCUUACGGCUGACACUUGAUAUUAUAACUAAACCCGUGCCUUAAAGAUUUUUCCAUCAACUACCCGCAAUGAUUCACACCUUUGGGAAAUGCCACUUACGCUUUUUGGCGCCAAGAUCUUCUCUCAUGAAUAUUCAUGUACUCCUCUCCCUCCCAAUACAAGAUUCUGAUUGGUUGAACAGUUUCGUGGUGCUGGUCCUUAUUGGAUGCCACUCCACUCGUGAUGCGCACGGUUGAAUUGCGCAUACUCAAGAGGAGUGACUUUUUAAAAGGUGCUGAGGCUUGUUCAAUCAGAGCUUGUUUAAAUUUGGGCGGGAAAAUGGGGACACAAUUGGAAAUUGAAAUCACUGUAACUUCCCGAAAAAAGUCUUCCGAUUAUAGUAUACAGUAUUAAUGUUAAUAAUAUACUUUGGUGUGGUUGUGUGUGCGUUACUAACAUGGUUUUAAAACAGUGUAAGUUAAAAAGUCUUUGUAACAAUGUAAAAGGAGAUUUUGUUCUGUCUUUACAACCGACUAUCUGUAUGAGAAAUGAAUAGUUUGAAAACAAGUUAAGGCAGAAAAAAAACAUUGUGAAGAAACUUAUCCAAAAAAAUGAGUUAAGUUAUUUGAUACGAAAAGAACAAUCGGUUGAUUUCUUGGGGUCUUAAUGUCAAGUGACAUUUUGUGUUUUUCUUUUUAAAGUUCCAUGCAAUUAUUUGACGUUCGAUUGUAAGAAAAUGUCGGCGCUGGAUCGCCGUGAAGUUUUGGCUGAAAAUGUAAAAGAAAAAAAAGGAAGUUAAAAAGGGUAGUAGGCAUACAUUAAGAUAAUUUAAUCGUUCACUUAAAAUAAUACGUCUUAACUGUAGUCUGUGCGUUGUUUAAAGGAGAUGACUGUAGAUAAAAAAAGCGAACAAAGAUUCAAUUUUCUGAUUAUCCUUCUGACACCAAGAUUUUUCUAUGAAUUUGAGGUAAAAAUAAAACAACCUUUUACAAACUGAUA